This is a messenger RNA of Uranotaenia lowii, 2131 nucleotides long. RefSeq names its product fork head domain transcription factor slp2-like. Bases 283 to 1449 code for a protein of 388 amino acids. Gene Ontology annotation, molecular function: sequence-specific double-stranded DNA binding; DNA-binding transcription factor activity. The record is from RefSeq and is a predicted model, not a curated record. Gene Ontology annotation, cellular component: nucleus. Gene Ontology annotation, biological process: regulation of transcription by RNA polymerase II. NCBI's taxonomy places the organism in Eukaryota, Metazoa, Arthropoda, Insecta, Diptera, Culicidae. The transcript has a single exon.
UUGAUACCAUUGAAGAAAGAUCGCUUUGAAUAUUUUGGAACGAUUUAAACAAUUUUUUGUGUUCUGUGAGAAACGGGAGAGAGAAGCGAUUCGGAUUUAGUUCGUUGAAUGAGUUGGAAACCAGUUUCAGACAGUUAAUUGACACGGUUUCGAGCGGUUCGUUUGAAGUGAAAGCUCCGAGGAUUAAAAAUCAGCGAUAUCGAUGUGUGAUUUUAACAAGUGAUACAACAGAGAGACAAGAAACAUUUAAUCGUGGAAGCGAUUUGCAAGUGAAGUGAAACUAUGGUAAACAUUGAUCCCACAAUCAUGAAUGGACAAACAGUGUUUAGUGUGGCCAGAGCGCCUCUAAAGUCUAGUUUUUCGAUCAACUCGAUCCUGCCGGAAACGGUGAUGCAGAGUUCCCCGACAGAGACUCCGUCUCCGUCGCCACAUUCGUGCCAUUCUCCGAUUGGAUCGGAAGAACAGGAUCAUGAUCUGACAGAUACCGAGUCGGAUUUGGAUGUGACCGGAACUCCACCGCCAAUGGAUUGUAGCAAUAAGGACAAAUCGGAUGAUACCGAGGAAGGAGCCUCCAGCCCGAAGGAUGGUGAGAAGAAGGGUAACGAGAAGCCGCCAUACAGUUACAACGCCCUGAUCAUGAUGGCCAUCCGGCAAAGUGCAGAAAAGCGUCUGACGUUGAACGGAAUCUACGAAUACAUCAUGCGCAACUUCCCGUACUAUCGGGACAACAAACAGGGCUGGCAAAACUCGAUCCGCCACAACCUGAGUCUCAACAAGUGCUUUGUGAAAGUGCCUCGCCACUACGACGAUCCCGGCAAAGGUAACUACUGGAUGUUGGACCCAUCGGCCGAAGAUGUGUUCAUUGGAGGAUCAACUGGAAAGCUGCGUCGCCGUUCAACAGCUGCAUCCCGCAGUCGAUUGGCCGCCUUCAAGCGAUCCCUCGUCGGGCCCAUGUUCCCAACCUUGGGAUAUCCGCAGUUCAACCAGUUCAUGUACCCAUCACCUGCCCAUGCCCAAACCGCCCUACUAGCCCAGAUGUACUCCCGGUAUUCGCCGUACGCACCAAACAUGGCCCCGAAACCUGCCCUCCCUCUGCCACUUCAGCUGCCCGUCGGUGCCUCACCUUUCGGCAUGGAUCGCCUCUUUGCCGCCGGCGUUCCACCUCAACUACAGCACCAACCCCCAAUGCCAACACCCCAGCAAGCUCAAGCCGAACUCUACCAAAGACUGCAAUACCAACAGCUGCUGCAACACCACGCGGCCCAAGCUCAAGCCCAGGCUCAAGCUGCCCACCAUCAGCUCCAAGUGUCGCAAGCCAGCCCCACCGAAUCCCACCACCAACAGCACUCACCUACCCUGCCCAGCCACUCACCCAUCAGCCAUCUGCCCCCGCAAGGAUCCCCGACGGGACCCAUCUUCAAACCGAUCGUCGUCUCCCGGCACAGCUGAGGACAAUCACCCAAUCCCAAUCGCGGCACCCAAAGCCCAACCUUCUAGUGCAAAUACUUAUUUAUUCCAACGAUGUUACAUAAAUAGUAGUUAUGAUAGAAGAACAAUUCCUCAGAAGAGUUCUGCCUCAGAAAAAAUCAAAGAGAUUGGCAAACGCCACACCAGUGAUAUUCCUCAAAACAAGAAAAAAGCGGUGGACGAUGGAUUAUAGGUGAUAAAUUAAGGUGGCUUCCGGCGAUUCAUCCGGAACCAAGCAUCAGAGCGAUUGCUGGGCCAAUCCUCACGCUUAAAACAGGAGAAUUCCCGCCGGGAACGUGUGAUCAGCUAGUGACUUAAUAUUAUGAGUCUUAUUCAAAAGUUUUUUUUCUAUGAAAAAAAAUCGAUAUUGUUUUUUGCUACUCUGUUAACUGGUCUUUGUUGCAAUGUGUAAGAUAGGAAAAAAAUCCAACAGAAACCUAUGUAAAUAUGCACUUUAGGAAAAUUGUAUAAUAACGAAAAACAUUCGAAAAAACAAAGUUAUCAAAGAAUCAAUUGUAUAUUCCUUUGUGUAGACCGAAAAGUAUUAGCAAUUUUUUAUUUCCCUCCCUUCUCGUUAGCCAUGUAAGUGAAAACUUUAUAUAAAUUAUAUUUUUUUGUCGAAAGAAAACAAAAAAUCAAACCACAAAAAAAUACAAAACAAAAU